AUGGCUGAAUACAAGCAAAACAUCAAGUCAACUUCGGCUGCAGUAGAACAUCACUUGAAUGAAAAGAAUGUUGAAUUGGAAAAGGGGGGAGACUAUUCUGGCGCUGUCAAGAAGACAAGCGCAGAGGAGAUCAAGCUCGUUCGAAAGCUCGAUUGGAGGAUAAUGUCCACCCUUUGGGCUAUGUAUUUCUUGAACUACCUCGACCGUAAUGCAAUCGCUCAAGCCCGCCUGAACAACUUGGAAGAUGACCUCGGUCUCGUUGGCGCGCAGUACAAUACCUGCAUCAGCAUCCUCUUUGUCGGAUACCUUCUCAUGCAGAUUCCUUCAAACAUGUUGAUGUCCUCUCAAAAGAUUCGACCGUCACUAUAUAUGUGUAUCUGUAUGAUGGCUUGGGCAGUCGUCUCAGCAUGUACGGCUCUCGCGCGCAACUACACCGAUCUUGUCAUUGUACGCUUCUUUCUAGGUGUCACGGAAGCUCCCUACUAUCCCGGAGCUCUAUACAUGCUUUCGCUCUUCUACACCCGGAAGGAAAUAGCGACACGUCUUAGCAUCCUAUACUCUGGCAAUAUCCUCGCGACUUCAUUCUCCGGUCUGAUCGCUGAAGCUGUCUUCUCCACUCUUGAUGGAGCACACGGUCUGGCAGGCUGGAAGUGGUUGUUCAUCGUCGAAGGCAUCACAACGUUUGGGAUUGCGGUGAUAGGAAUCUUCAUGCUUCCCGACUAUCCCCUUACUACUCGAUGGCUCACUCCUGAAGAGCGGCAAUUGGCUCAUGAUCGGAUCGGCCGCGAUACUGUCGGUCUUGAACAGUCCCAAGGUGCUCGAGCUGGUUUCAGACAAGCGAUCCGCGAUCCACGGUUGUAUCUGCUCUGUUUCAUGCAGAAUAUGCAUCUUAGCGCAUGCAGCUUCAACAAUUUCUUCCCUACGGUAGUCGGCAGUCUCGGCUUCAGUCGGACGAUUACGUUGGUCCUUACCUGCCCACCAUACCUAGUCUCGGGAGCGUUCGGUAUCAUCAUUGGUCUCACUUCCGGAAAGUUCAAUGAGCGCACAUGGCAUAUCACCGUCUGCAUGAGUGCUGCCCUUGUUGGUUUCAUCAUUUCUUGUGCUACGAUGAAUGUCGCAGCACGUUAUAUCUCUUGUUUCUUAUUCGCUUCUGGAGCAUACGCAGUAAAUUCGGUCAUUUUGGGCUGGGUAUCGGCGACGCUUGGCCAAACUCCUGAGAAGAAGGCUGUCUCUCUAUCAAUCGUCAACGUCGUCGCGAACGCGAGUUAUAUCUACACCGCAUACUUAUAUCCCAAAAGCAACGGACCACAGUAUCUCACAGCAAUGUCAAGCAACGCCGCAUUUGCGUUUAUGACAAUCGUCUCUGCUUGGGCCUUGAGAUACUGGCUGCAAAGGGCCAACGCAGCAUUGAAAAGAGAGAGGCCUGGUGAUAACGUAUUGCAUUCUGUGGUCUCAAAGUUCAAUAUCGUGCGAUCCGACCUCAUUGACAAUGAAACAACACCUCUGCAGGUCGGUAAUGGCAACUUUGCCUUCAAUGUCGACACUACAGGGAUGCAGACAUACUUGCCGUUCAACACACUAUCCAGCUGGGCUUGGCAUAACGACUCGCUCCCUGUGAAUGGGGAGUCACCGUCAGACUAUAAGGGCGUCAUGCGCGAGACAUAUGGGCGUGAAGUCUACUAUGACAUCCCGGACCCCAAGCUCAAGCAAGCAACUCAGUGGCUAAUCAGCAACCCAAACCGACUGAACCUGGGUCGUAUUGGCCUCCGCUAUCAAGGAGAUACACUCAACGAGUCUUUCAUCACUGAGUCCAGACAAGAACUAGAGUUGUGGGACGGCACCAUCACAUCGGUUUUCAAAGUCAAUGGCGAAGAUGUUAAGGUCGUGACACAAGGCGAUUUUGAAUCUGAUGCUGUGGCUUUCAUUAUUGAAUCGAAACUUAUUCGGACUGGAGACCUGCAGGUGGAGAUGGACUUUCCGUAUCCGCCGAUACAUAGUACUGAGUACAAAUACGAGGUCUUUGCGGGAGUAUACGACUUCCCUCUCAAUCAUAGUACUAUACUGGUGGAGGAUGGAACUGAUCGCACUUCAGCACAUAUCCAGCAUGACUUGCAAGAAGUGCGGUACUUUGCUAAUCUGCGAUGGCCAAAAGAAUCACCUCUUAAAUUGACCCGCAAUGAGCCCCCAAAUUCAACAUCCAUCACAGCACACCGCUACACCCUGGGUACAGUGGCCGCCAGCUCUUCAAUCUUGUUCACUGCCCAUUUCUCAUCUGACCAACAGGUGCCCAGCCUACCUCAAAAGAUCCUGGAAAAGAAUGUACAAGGCUGGAAUAAGUAUUGGGAAGAAGGGGGCUUUGUUGACCUUACCGCAUCUUCCAAUCCGAACGCGACUGAGCUCCAGCGCCGCAUAAUCAAGUCGCAGUACCACGUGCGUGUCAAUAGCGCGGCCAAAGGUCAAUCGCCGCAAGAAAGCGGUCUGAUGAAUAAUGGCUGGUACGGAAAGUUCCAUAUGGAGAUGUCAAUCUGGCACAACGCGCACUGGGCCACAUGGGGUCGCCAUAAGUAUUUUGACAACAUUUUCCCCGGACUAUACGAGACACUCCUUCCCUCAUCCCUGGCUCGUGCAAAAUACAUGGGAUGGGAGGGUGCGCGAUGGCCAAAGAUGACCGAGCUCGAGACCGGUGUCAGCUCACCGGGCGAUGUCAAUGCUCAGCUUAUAUGGCAGCAACCUCACCCGUUCUAUCUCGCGAAUCUUGCAUACGAGGCAAAUCCGACACAAGAGACACUUCAGAAGUGGGACAAAGUGUUGACAGCUACUGCAGACUACAUGGCAUCCUAUCCCGGCCUCAACGCAACUACCGGCAAUUACGACCUUGGCCCGCCGACCUACGGCGUGACCGAAAACACACCACCAAAUUCUACACGCAACCCGGCAUACGAGAUUGCGUAUUGGCGGUACGGACUGGAUGCCGCCGCCGAGUGGAAACGCAAACUGUACCAGCCUGUGCCUGAGAAAUGGACUCAUGUUGCCACGAACCUCGCUCUCCCACCUCAAAUCGACGGCUUGUACGCCGUUUACGACGGGCUCAACAGCUCUUGGUGGGAAGAUUCAAAGCUCAAUGGCGAUCCUCGCAGUCUCAUCAUGAUGCAAGGUAUCCUCCCCGAUACGCCCGCUGUAGACCCCGAGAUUGCCCUUCGUACCGCCGAUAAAGUCUGGAAAGUAUGGACUGAUGACAGGAUCCGUGGCUGGGGGCGUCCUGUUCUCGCCAUCAAUAGUGCGCGGGUAGGUAAUCCUGAGCGUGCGAUUUAUCAUCUCACCGCGUAUGACUAUUGGAAAUUUGAUGAUGCAGGUUUCGCGAUCCGCGGUGGAGAUGGAGGUACUCCACCCCCGUUCAUGCCAGGUAACGCAGGCUUCCUAUAUGCGAUAGCGUACUGCGCGGCGGGCUGGAAGGGAUCGGAAGGUGAUGCGCCAGGCUUCCCGAAGGAUGGGAGUUGGACUGUAAAGCACGAGGGGUUGAUGAAAGCGCUAUGA
Messenger RNA from Alternaria burnsii, 3534 nucleotides. RefSeq lists its product as uncharacterized. Gene Ontology annotation, cellular component: membrane. Gene Ontology annotation, biological process: carbohydrate metabolic process; transmembrane transport. The transcript has 7 exons. Gene Ontology annotation, molecular function: transmembrane transporter activity. The record is from RefSeq and is a predicted model, not a curated record. Bases 1 to 3534 code for a protein of 1177 amino acids. Lineage: Eukaryota; Fungi; Ascomycota; Dothideomycetes; Pleosporales; Pleosporaceae.